Lizanozyma spartinae is the source of this 1851-nucleotide messenger RNA. RefSeq lists its product as uncharacterized. NCBI's taxonomy places the organism in Eukaryota, Fungi, Ascomycota, Pichiomycetes, Serinales, Debaryomycetaceae. The coding region runs from base 1 to 1851 and encodes 616 amino acids. The record is from RefSeq and is a predicted model, not a curated record. The transcript has a single exon.
AUGAGCGAUUUGGAUUACGGAUACAUGGGCAAUGAUGGUCGAAGGUGUCGGCGGUGCAAAAGAAGAAGACUUGAUGAUGAACCACCGGAAGUAAGACAAUAUAAGACAUGUGCCAAGUGUCGGAUUAUUGAAAGGGAAAAGAAGAAGCUGAAAAAGCCACUUACUGAGGAAACCAUGAUCUAUGGCAUGAAGCAAUUUCGUGAAGACCAACUGAACCCUUUAUACAACAACCCUCAUGACUACUUUGAUUCAAUCUCGGAUAAAUAUACAGACAAGUAUACCCUGUCUUCUAGAGCCACACCUGCUCCCGUGGGAACCUUUGUUUCUCAACCCCUGACUGAGCUCAAGCCACAACAUAAUCUGUCAACUGCUAUUUCUGCUGGUCAAGGAAAGUUCCAUGUGAAUACACAACCAUCAAAUUUGAGCUUUCAACAGGAAUUCAAGUAUCCAAACAACAUCUAUGUUGGAGAAUCACGUAUCCAUUCGGCGACUGGAGGGAAUUAUAUGACUGGAGCCCCGGGUAAACAACACUCGUAUAAUCAACAAUAUCUUGCCUCAACUCAACAUCAGAUAUCACAACAGCAACAGCAACAGUUUUCUGAUAGCCAGCAUUUAUACAAGUCCCAUAAUGUUCUACACAAUCGACAACCUCAAGGAACUUUGAGCCCUGAAGAACCUGGUCAACUGUCACUUUGUUGUAUUUGUUCCGCUAAGUUAAAUUCUACUGAUGAAAUGUGUUUAAACUAUUCUUUAUGCUUCAAGUGUCUUAUUGACCCAUAUGAGAAACAACAGGUAUUUGAAGAUUUCGGUGCGUAUGUUUCGCAUAUUCAGAAUCAUAGAUACCAAGACCUGGAGGUUGUAUAUUUUAUUAAGGAAAUUGAUCCUCAAUUUGUCUAUGAUUUAGCUACCAAUGGCAAAACUAUCAGCAAUGAGAAACAAUUUAGAGAUUUCCUUUUAGAGACGUUGGAAACAAUUUACUUGAAGGUUGUAAUUGCAUCAUCAGGAUAUGACUUUGUACAAUACAAAUCAAGUACCAGUGAUAUACGAACACAUCAGCAGUUACCGUUGGCACACUCUCAACAAGCACAAAAUUCUGAAUAUUUUGCUUUGCAAUAUAAGGACUUAACUCCAAUUAAAAGUUGGUAUAAGUGCUCGAAGGACUUGAAUGCGAAAUGUGAAUCCAACCUUUACUUGAACUAUAACCCCAAGUUGAAUUUGCUCUUUAUCAAAUUUUCGCAUCGUGCUCAUGGUCUAUCUAUUGAAUAUUCUAAGAAGUUGAUAGAUAUAAUUUUGAAGAUUAUGGAUAGGCUUAGAGAUAUUUCAGCACAUAAUAACGGAGAACAGACUGGAGCCGCUACCGAAAGUUUCAACAUGCCAAAUGCAGAGAUUGGUUACAACAUUGCGACUGCCUACAUGGUGUAUGAUAAAUUAGUAUCUCAGAAGCUGCUUUUACCAACUGAGGAGCAAGAGUUGGUAGAUAAGUUGACCAAGGUGGAUUUUGUCAGUGACUUCCUCCAGUUUGAAAAGGCAAUUUCUACCUCAGAAGAGAGACAGAAAGUUUUGGAAGCAUCUUUGGCCAAUGGUGAAACACAUAAUGGUAAGAAAGAUGAUGAGGAAGAUGAAGAUGAUGACGAUGAAGAUGAGGAAGAGGAUGAGGAUGUUGAUAUGGCGGAUGUCGUUGAUACUAAUGGAACCGAUGAAGAAGAAGUUUCUAGAAUGGAGACAACAGUUAACCCUACGAUAUCGCAGAACCUUGAGACUCAUAGUGGAAGUUUAAACGGCAUUACUACAAAUAUUAGUAGUGUUAAGGUAGAGCCCGUGAAGGAGCUUGAUCCUACGUUUGGUGAGUAA